Molecule: messenger RNA, 576 nt
Organism: Pistacia vera
Lineage: Eukaryota; Viridiplantae; Streptophyta; Magnoliopsida; Sapindales; Anacardiaceae
Product: pentatricopeptide repeat-containing protein At1g64583, mitochondrial-like
Exons: 1
Coding region: 1-576 (191 amino acids)
Molecular function (GO): protein binding
Source: RefSeq, a predicted model, not a curated record
AUGGUUGUUAUUGGUUGUAGGCCUGAUGCCAUCACUUGCAACACUUUGAUUGAUGGAUUGUGUAAAAACAGGGAAGAUGAGGGUUGCAAUAAGUUGCUUGAAGAAAUGGCUAAGGGGAAUGAAAAAUCCGGUGUUAUUUGUAGGCUAGAUGUUGUUAGGUAUAAUACUAUAAUUGAUGGGCUUUGUAAGGCUGCAUUAAUUCAGAAGGUGAGAGAAUUGUAUUUGGGAAUGAAAGGUUUGGGAAUUAGUCAAGACAUUUAUACUUACAAUAUUUUAAUGAAUGGUGAUUGCUUUGCUGAUAGAAUUAGUGAUGCAAGGGAGUUGUUUGAUUCUAUAACUAGAAAGGGGUAUGGACCUGAUGUUGUUAGCUACAAUACUUUAAUCAAUUGGUAUUGCAAGAAUAAAAAAGUCAACAAAGCUCUUUAUCUUUAUCGAAAGAUGAUUUCUAAAGGAAUUACGCUUGAUGUGAUAAUUUAUAACACUUUGUUAACUGACCUUUUUCUUAAAGCUAAUGUAAAAGAUUCAUGGAAUUUAGUUGGUGAGAUGCAACUUAAUGGUGUUUUACCUAAUUCCUAG